AUGCCUGGAUAUCUCAUAUGGGAAACGCUGAGGACGAAGCUGGCGCCAGUAUUCACUCCCGGCAAGAUAAAGGCGAUGUUCCCACUGAUGGAGGGCGUUGGACAGGACUUGGUGCAGCACCUCGCUGCCGAAGUUGAGAAAGGUGAGGCCAUUGACGUGUGGCAGUUGAUGGCUCGGUACACGGCCCACGUGCUCUGUGCGAUAGUGCUGGGGGCGGACGCCGGCUCCAUGUCGGAGGCCAAAUCGCCGAUGAGAGAACACGUCAUGAGCCUCACACGCAAAGACGUGCUAGCUCAGCUGUCCCUCGCCAUCAGUCUCCUGGCUCCACAACUCUUCAAGCUGUUUCCCUUGACGUUUACAUCCGAGAGGGAAGAGACCCUCCUCUACUUCUCCACCGUACAGAUGAUGAACGAGCGGAGGCAGAAAGGAAUAGUCCGCGCAGACAUGGUGGACACGCUGAUGCAGCUGCGGACGUCAGCAAAUAAGAAACAGUCCAAAAGCGGUGCGGACAGGAAGUCGUCAGCCAGUACAAAUCAUACGGAAAUGGAUGACGAGACAAUAGUUGGCAACAUCGUCGCUUUCCUGAUUGGUGGGCUUGACACGUCUGUUUCGACCAUGACGUACGCUCUGUACCACCUUGCCGUCAACCAGCAAAUACAAGACAGGGUCCGCCUGGACAUCCGUGAGGCCAUCUUUCGCCACGGCGGCGAGUUUACAUAUCAGGCAUUGGGAGCCAUGAACCAGCUAGACUGCGUUAUCGACGAGACCAUGCGGCUUUACCCUCCGAUGAACUUCCUGGACCGCAAAACGACGCAGCCCUUCCGGAUCCCGGGCACAGACAUAGUGCUGCCCAAGGACACGGGCAUCGUCGUCUCGGUGCUGGGCCUGCACCACGACCCCCGGUACUGGGAGCACCCAGAGCGCUUCUUGCCGGGGAGGUUCAGCGGCGAGGGCGGCAAGGCGAGACCCAGCCACACCUUCCUGCCCUUCGGGGACGGCCCGAGGCAGUGCCCUGGACUGAGAAUAGCACACACGCAAAUGAAGAUCGCCCUGGCGAACGUGCUGAUCAACUUCCGCGUGAGCGUCACUGAGAAGACUCCAGCACCUCAGGCUGCAAACCGUCGGAAGCUGAUACGGAAGUCAGAGGGAUCGUUUGAGUUGGCCUUCGAGAAGAUUUCCUAA
This is a messenger RNA of Schistocerca americana (American grasshopper), 1182 nucleotides long. RefSeq names its product cytochrome P450 6k1-like. The record is from RefSeq and is a predicted model, not a curated record. Bases 1 to 1182 code for a protein of 393 amino acids. NCBI's taxonomy places the organism in Eukaryota, Metazoa, Arthropoda, Insecta, Orthoptera, Acrididae. Gene Ontology annotation, molecular function: iron ion binding; heme binding; monooxygenase activity. The transcript is spliced from 7 exons.